Molecule: messenger RNA, 4049 nt
Organism: Tympanuchus pallidicinctus (lesser prairie-chicken)
Lineage: Eukaryota; Metazoa; Chordata; Aves; Galliformes; Phasianidae
Gene: TXNRD2
Product: thioredoxin reductase 2
Exons: 17
Coding region: 62-1600 (512 amino acids)
Biological process (GO): cell redox homeostasis; glutathione metabolic process; cellular response to oxidative stress
Cellular component (GO): mitochondrion; cytosol
Molecular function (GO): flavin adenine dinucleotide binding; thioredoxin-disulfide reductase (NADPH) activity; glutathione-disulfide reductase (NADPH) activity
Source: RefSeq, a predicted model, not a curated record
GGCGCCGCUCGGCCGCCUCGCAGGGGUCCUGGCCGGGCGCGGAAGCCCUUUGCCGUACGGCAUGGCGGCGCUGUGGCGGCGCGGGGAGCGCUUCCUGGGGCUGCCGGGGCCGCGCCGUACGGCGCGAGCUCUCUCAGGAAAGAAGGAGUAUGACCUGCUGGUCAUCGGUGGUGGGUCUGGAGGCCUUGCUUGUGCAAAAGAAGCUGCUCAGUUUGGCAAGAAUGUGGCUGUUUUGGAUUACGUCGAACCUUCUCCACGAGGAACCAAGUGGGGACUUGGUGGAACUUGUGUAAACGUUGGCUGCAUUCCUAAAAAGCUUAUGCAUCAGGCAGCCCUUUUAGGGGGAGCUCUUAAAGAUGCCCAGCACUAUGGCUGGAGUGUGGCCCACCCAGUUCAUCACAGCUGGUCUGUGAUGGCUCAAGCUGUUCAGAAUUAUGUGAAAUCCCUGAACUGGGGACACAGAGUGCAGCUACAAGACAAAAAGGUGAAAUAUUUCAACAUGAAAGGAAGUUUUUUGGAUUCCCAUACAGUCUGUGGUUUAGCAAAAGGAGGUAAAAAGACUACUCUUACUGCUGAAAACAUUGUCAUUGCUACUGGAGGAAGACCCAAAUAUCCCACGCAUAUUACGGGCGCACUGGAGUAUGGAAUCACAAGUGAUGAUCUAUUCUGGUUAAAAGAGUCUCCUGGAAAAACGUUGGUUGUUGGAGCCAGUUAUGUUUCUCUUGAAUGUGCUGGUUUUCUAACUGGUAUUGGGUUGGACACUGCAGUCAUGAUGAGAAGUAUCCCACUUCGUGGGUUUGAUCAGCAAAUGGCAUCUUUAGUAACUGAGCACAUGGAAUCUUAUGGCACAAAAUUUUUAAAGAAAUGUGUCCCAACUAAAGUUGAAAAACUGGGAAGCAGCAAGUUACAAGUCACCUGGAAAAAUACUGACUUGGGCACAGAAGAAACGGAUUCCUUUGACACAGUGAUGUGGGCAGUAGGCCGGGUCCCUGACACUGGAACUCUCAAUUUGGAGACUGCUGGAGUGAAAACUAAUUCUGAAACUGGAAAGAUCAUUGUUGAUGCCAGUGAAGCUACUUCUGUUCCUCACAUUUAUGCAAUCGGAGACAUAACAGAGGGCCGUCCUGAGCUGACACCCACAGCAAUAGCUGCAGGGAAGCUGCUGGCCCGGCGUCUUUUUGGCCACUCUUCAGAACUGAUGGACUAUGACAGCGUACCUACUACAGUUUUCACUCCCUUGGAAUAUGGUUGUGUUGGACUGUCAGAAGAAAAGGCUGUGCAGUGUUAUGGGUCAGAUAAUAUUGAGGUAUUCCAUGCUUAUUAUAAACCUCUGGAGUUCACAGUGGCUGAAAGAGAUGCAGCUCAGUGUUAUAUGAAAAUGGUGUGCUUACGAGAGAGAGAGCAACGAAUCCUCGGCCUUCAUUUCAUUGGACCAAAUGCUGGGGAAGUUAUUCAAGGAUUUGCUCUUGGAAUCAAGUGUGGUGCUACGUACCCUCAGCUAAUGAAGACGAUUGGCAUUCACCCUACCUGCGCUGAGGAAAUUACCAAGCUGCAUAUUACAAAACGUUCCGGCCUGGAUGCAACAGUAACAGGAUGCUGAGGUUAAAUGCCAUCCCUGGAAAGGAGGAAAAAAAGCACAAAACAUGUCUGAAAAGGAAAGGGGCAAUUGGAGUUGAAAUAGCUUUGAUAGUUUGAGUUCCAGGAGCCUUUCUCGUUCCCUCUGUACUUUUGCAAUUCAGGCUGUAACAAAUCCCUCUCUGUGAAAGUGCAAACAGCUCCUUUUCUUCCUGGGAGCUUUAUGUACAAAAAUAUAUAAAAAGUCACCAACAUCUUAGGCCCUCUUAAACUCAAAUAGUUGCCAUUUGAGUUUCUGUGUUGGCAUUGUUGGCUGUCAUCAGAAGUGCCUUGCAGUGUUUUCAUACAGAUAGCAGGCAUCAGGCAGAGCUUUCCUUAGAAUUUUAAUUUUGGUGUGGUGCUUUCUGUUAAGUGCUUGGAUGGUUCAUUCCCAGCCCUAAUACUGAACAUUCAGACUUUGUGCUUGUAGAGGCAGGUUCCCAUAAGAUCCCUAAUAGCUACGCAGUCACCCCUUUUUUUCCUUUUUUUUUUUUUAGUAUAAUAUGUAAUUAUCUGCAAUUUUAUUUUAUUUUAUUUUAUUUUUAGUAUUGACCAAAGCAGUAAUUAACCUAUUGAAAGUUUGUACUAGUUUUCCUUCUGUCCACAAGGGGGAGAUGCUGGCUAAUUUGUGGCAAUGAAGAAUCGUUAGAAAUCUGAUGUUUAAACUUCUUUUGCAGAAUAAGUUAAAUAUGUGUAAGGAGCCUGACAAAGGCACAAUACAAAGCACACAGAAUUUCAAGCCAAGUUGCAGUUGCCAACGUUUUGAUGUGCAUGGUCACUUAAUUUCUUGCAGCCUUUACAGUAGAAUUGUAUUUGUAGAAAAGGGAGAGAUCAACUUCAGGUAAAACAAAAUGUAUCCUUUUUGCAAUUAAUCUGUGUAAGUGUUUUUGCAUGUGUAAUUUGAUAUUUGCAUAGCUGCCCUAUGUUCUCUUGUUACACGUUUUAGAAGAGUAGUCUGAUGAUCCUCUAUAUCUUUUGUUAUUGGUUUUUUUUCUGACUUUUGCUACCGCAGCCUGCAACAUGGACAAAGAUAGGUUUAUUUCAAAUAUGAAGUGUUUCCUUAUCAUGAGAAUUGUACCUGUCAGAGAAACUAUUAGGCAAAAAUCGAUCAGAUUUGGUAAAAUAUUCAGUAUUGAUUACACUGUUGUUUACACUUGAAUAUUCUGGUUUUCAGAAUUUGUUCUGGCUUUAAAAACAGCAAAAGAAAUACCAAAUCCUUUCUCUUCAAAGUUUACUGAUGUUUCUGAUCCAUGAAAUAAGAGGUGAUGCAGUUUCACUGAAGGCAUUAUUCCCUUUCAGAUCUGCUGAUGUAAUUCUUCAUCUGCAAAACCAUGAUAACCUUGUAUAGAAAUACUUUGAGUGGUAACGCAGUCAGAAAACUGCCUGAAAAUUGCAACCUCCUUUAUAGGAGAUGGUAUCAAAAUUGUGUAUCUGCACGUGAAUGCAUAUAUACCUGCACCUUCAGAAAUUUCUACUUCCUUUCAUAGAGGCCCAGUGGAAAUGAUACAGCCAAAAACCUAAUCGUUUUUCCCAGCUGUGAAAGUAUUUGCAGUAUUUGCAGUAAAUUAGCUUUUUUAAAGAUAUUUUUACUUAGUGUUUCAAAACACUGCGAUGCAGAGCAGGUCUCUGUCUGCAGAGAUUUUGCUGAGAAACAUCCCGCCUCUGACUGGACCGUAAUGUGAUGUGCGACAUCUUUUUUCCAGUAAUUACUUAUUGCAGUUCAUUUUGCUCCCCUGAGUGAAAACGUCAGAGUUCACUCGUAUGAAAGGGCUUCUCUCCUCUUUCAUAGUAAUGCAUCCAGCAGACUGAAUUGUCUGUUUCUCCAGAGUGAUCAAUGGAAAGUUUAGUUAAUUUCAUUCAUUGUAAGGUUGAAAAUUAUUUGGGACAGCCAGUGAAGAGAUCUCAAGGAAACGUGUUCUCAAUAUAUUCAGUGUUUGAAACUGAGGCCUGUAAGCAUCCUUCAAAUAAUAGAAGUCUUUUGGUUUUACAGUUGUUAUGUGGAAAAUGGAUCCUGUAUUAUGUAGUGCUGCCUAUUUCUACUCCACAUUUAAUGGACAGCGUUGCCACCUGAAGUAGAACUAAAUGUUUAUUCACACCUACAUAAACCUGAUGUCAGAUAGAAUAAGGAAAGUAAUGUGAUUUGUGCUUUUUUUCCUGAAAGAUUCUUUACGUAACUUUCUGGGAUGGUCCUUAAGCACUGUUUUUCAAAGCCUGACCGAUGUCAGUUGAGAUGGGCUGAUCUAUGCCACAAACCACUGAUUGUGUGUGAAAGUCAAACAUAAUUCUGGGUUUUUUUUCAGGAUUCCAGCUGAUGAUGGCUUGUUUGUCAAACCACACCAUGGCGCAGACAAGUCUGAGCCUUGCUGGGUCCCUCAUGUAUUACCUGAUAUUUAUUGUGUUGUGAAUUAACAAAUUAAUAAAGAAUGUACUUUUUU